Messenger RNA from Euleptes europaea (tarantolino), 2428 nucleotides. It is a transcript of the gene EXO1, whose product is annotated as exonuclease 1. The coding region runs from base 75 to 2414 and encodes 779 amino acids. The transcript has 12 exons. Gene Ontology annotation, cellular component: nucleus. Gene Ontology annotation, biological process: DNA recombination; mismatch repair. The record is from RefSeq and is a predicted model, not a curated record. Gene Ontology annotation, molecular function: 5'-3' DNA exonuclease activity; 5'-flap endonuclease activity; metal ion binding. Lineage: Eukaryota; Metazoa; Chordata; Lepidosauria; Squamata; Sphaerodactylidae.
AAGGAUUAUUGGACUAACAACUGUAUUUUAUUGUGGUUUGUGUUUCUGUUUUAGUUGUUUUUUAAAGCAGAACCAUGGGAAUCCCGGGUUUGCUCCAGUUUAUCAAAGAAGCUGCAGAAUCUACCCAUGUGAAGAAGUACAAAGGGCAGGUUGUUGCUGUGGACACUUACUGCUGGCUGCAUAAAGGAGCUUACGCGUGUGCUGAGAAGUUAGCCAGAGCGGAACCCACAGAUCAGUAUGUCAUUUACUGUAUGAAACUGGUGAAUAUGCUUCUGUCGUUUGGGGUCAAACCAAUUCUAGUAUUUGAUGGAUGUACCCUGCCUUCCAAAAAGGAAGUUGAAAAGUCUAGAAGAGAGAAACGGCAAGCAAAUCUUCUGAAAGGGAAGCAGCUUCUCCGGGAGGGGAAACUAUCAGAAGCCAGAGAAUGCUUUGCACGUAGCAUUAAUGUCACACACGCUAUGGCUUGUGAAGUUAUUAAAGCUGCUCGGGCAAAAGGAAUAGACUGCAUUGUUGCGCCAUACGAAGCUGACGCUCAGCUAGCUUACCUCAACAAGACUGGCAUAGUCCAAGCUAUAAUUACAGAGGACUCAGAUCUUCUUGCCUUUGGGUGUAAAAAGGUGUUUCUGAAACUUGACAAGUUUGGAAAUGGCUUGGAAAUUGACCAGGCUCGGCUAGGAAUGUGCAAACAGCUCGGUGAUGUGUUUACAGAAGAGAAAUUCCGCUACAUGUGUAUUCUGUCCGGUUGCGACUACCUUCCAUCCAUUCAUGGUAUUGGGUUAGGCAAGGCGUGCAAGUUACUAAAAAUAGCCAACAAUCCUGAUAUUAUAAAGGUGAUUGGGAAAAUUGGGCAGUACCUGAAGAUGAAUAUAUCAGUACCCAAAGAAUACAUAGAAGGAUUUAUUCGUGCUAAUAAUACUUUCCUCUAUCAGUUGAUUUUUGACCCUGUCAGGAGGAAACUGGUUCCUUUGAAUGCUUACGUUGAUGAUGUUGAUCCAGAAACGCUACUGUAUGCUGGAAAACACAUCGGCGAUAGCGUUGCUUUUCAAAUUGCGCUUGGAAACAAAGACCUCAAUACACUGGAGCAAAUUGAUGACUACAACCCUGAUGUUUCAAAGCGAAGAAGUUGCAGCUGGGAUGACAAAUCUGUUGGCCAGAAACCAUCCAAUAUAAAGAGUAUUUGGAGCAGAGACUACACGCCUGGUUUUGCUGAGGAGGCAGUGCCAAAUUCUGCACCUUUGUUGGAGCGACCCCCAACCAAAGGCACAGAGCGGCUGAUUAGUACAAAAGGACUGAAACUUCUUCACAAAGCUAUGUUGGCAAAAAGGCAAAGGCAUGAGGAGCUAUCAGAUGGAGAUCUCUUGAGCCAGUAUUCCUUUUCCAACUCAAAAAAGCCGAAGACGGAAAAGGAUGAAGCUGUCGAGCGCCAUGCAGUUGUCGGUGCGGUGACUCCAGCCCGUGCUUCAGUGGACCCUUCCAGGAACAAGGAAACUUCGAACUCCCGGCCUCGACUUAGAAAUAAAUUUGUCUUUCUGCGGAAGAAGAAUGAGGAAAGUGGCGCAGUUGUCGUUCCGGGGACCAGAAGCAGGUUCUUUUGCAGUAUCAUGGACACGCCUGCUGGUGGACCAAAGAGUGACGCCCACCAGCCACCCCAGAGAAGUGGGGUUGAUUGUCAGACCAUGGAAGCUGAAAGCGCAGAAGCGAAAGAUUGCACUUCUUCCUCCCCAGGGACUGCGGAAACCAGAAGAACCCCCUCGCCCUCGCUUCGGACAACGCAAACCAGCUGCUUCAGUUGGUCUAAAAGCUUUUCAGACCGAUCUGGGACACCCAGCCCAACUCAAAGUGUAGCACUGCUAAAGCGGUUUCGCCGACAAACGCCUGACGAGACUGCAUCUAGGGAUUGUAAGAUGUCUGGAUCGCAGAUGUUAAGCUCAACAUUUGGUAAAGAGUCCAAUGAAGACUCUUCACUGUUAAAAGGACGGAGCUGUUUAUCUGAACAGAAGUCGAAUGAGGUUUCCCGGAGCAAUCUGGACUGUCUAGAAAAUUCUCCAGGGCCCAACGAAGUCGCUAUUGAUGCCAAUGUUUUUGGAUUACAUAAAACCAGCCCGGUAAGAUCCUGUGUUGUGACGCAAUGCGUGUCACGGAUGCCUGCCAAAGUGAGUGGGCUAAGCAAAAGGAUAGCAAGUGCAAAGAAGAAAAACCAUCACAACGCUGAAAAUAAGUCUGGCCUGCAGGUGACGAUUAACGAUAUGUGGAAAAGCUUCCAGUUUAAAAGACAAUCGGAAAGGCUGCCCUCUUGCAAAAAACCAGAACCGUUGUCUCCAAUCAAAGAUAACAUCCAGCUCACUCCAGACGCAGAUGACGAUGCUUUUAAUAAACUUGAAUUCAGUCAUGUGCAGCGUAAAAUAUUUCAGUGAACUGAAGUCGCAGC